This is a messenger RNA of Lachnellula hyalina, 4317 nucleotides long. RefSeq names its product Protein transport protein (gene sec73). Gene Ontology annotation, molecular function: guanyl-nucleotide exchange factor activity. Gene Ontology annotation, biological process: regulation of ARF protein signal transduction. Lineage: Eukaryota; Fungi; Ascomycota; Leotiomycetes; Helotiales; Lachnaceae. Bases 1 to 4317 code for a protein of 1438 amino acids. The record is from RefSeq and is a predicted model, not a curated record. The transcript is spliced from 2 exons.
AUGCCUCUCCUACCGGGAUUGAUACGUCGUCGUGGUCCAUCUAGCGACGACAUCCGACGACGAAGUUUUCUGUUGCCGGAAUCAAUGGGUAACCCGACUUUACUCGAUGGCAGAGCCAGCGAGCAGAUACCCAGAAGACCUUCCGCUGCAGAAUUUCUGUCUCCAGCAGGUGCUGAAGCAGAGGGAGCAUCUUCACCUCGAGCAUCAGCUGAGAGUGCCACCAGCCCUUUGGAGCCCUCGAUCACUCCCCCUGUGCAGCAACAAACACCCAAGCAUCACCGGUUUUCCAUGUUGAAAUUCCGCCAUGCUUCAGACUCCCAAUUAUCAACAAGGGCUCGACUACAGGCCCAACAAGAUCAGCUUGCCACUGCUCCCCCCAUGCCGCAUCCCCCCGAAAUCAUCACGACCGCUCCUACGAUGGAUAUGAAUGCAACAAAGCCAGCGAAACCAACGAAGAAAAAGUCGAGAAUACGGAUGGGCCGUGUUAAGAGUUCCUUGGACUCUACCGCGGAAGAGCCGGCGAAAGUCACGAAACACGAGAAGAAGGAAAGGAGAAAGACCAUGUCCGAAACUGCCCCCUCAGGUAAUAAGAGCAGAGUCACUUUUGACGAGCUUCCGCGACCUUCGACACAAACAGCUAGUAGCGAAAAUUACCCACCAGCCUACGGUGAUGAUUCCAAUUCGACUUUAGCACUCCCAGCUACACGGGUAUCUGAAUCGUCGAGGUCUGAUGGGAGUUCAGGAGAUCAUGGAGUAUAUGCCUCAACUACAACAACCACACAUACCAUUCAUACAACCACCACUUUCUUUCGCCUUCCCCGUCGGAAGAAGACACCAGCGCCUUUGUUUAAUCUCUCCCAUCUUCCUCAGAAAUCUACCAACCCAGACCAGGCCCAAUCUCUAGCAGCGUCUCGAGCAUCUGCUAGCUCCUCUCGAAUCUCAGGGGUCGAUCCUGCUGCUAUAAAAGCAGAUGUGAGAGCCAGCGAUAGUCUACCCUCUCCUAUGCUGUCACCAUCACCGUCAAUCUCACACAGUGCUCUCGCCAAAACUUCAUCCGCAUCGGGAGUUGCAGGGCUAUUCAGACAGGGAUCAGCGGCAUCCUCCAUUUCGUCUCCAACUCGUGCAAGGUUGGGUCAGCGUGGAAGAUCAUCUACCCUGAAUUCUCUACAUAACAAUGCUAGUGAUGACGCUUUACCCACUCCGACCCUUCCUACUUCUGUCCGCACUUCUACAUCAACUGGUAGAAAGAGCUUUGGUGACCUGUUUAGUCUAUCACAUCGACUUCGCCAAAACUCCGAGCCACCUGUUCCACGUAACUCAGGUCCCGCGACUCCAGGUUCGAGUACGUCCAAGAAUAAUUCCAUCCAGCUAACACGAGAGCCUAUUGUUUUACCUGAACGGUUCGAAGAUGAUACCCCGGCGAAGUACCUUGUUCGCCUGGAAGAAGCUGUCAGCAGGGGCGUUGUAGCUAGUGUGCUGUCUAAGGGUACUGAUCCGUUUUCUCAAGCCGUUCUUAGAAGCUACAUGAGAGGUUUUGGUUUCUUCGGUGACCCAAUGGAUAUGGCCAUCCGAAAAUUGCUGAUGGAAGUUGAAUUACCCAAGGAGACUCAACAAAUCGAUAGAUGCUUGCAAGGCUUCGCCAACAGAUACCAUGAGUGCAACCCCGGCAUAUACGCAUCUCCUGAUCAAGCGUACUUUAUUGCAUUCUCACUCCUCAUCCUGCACACCGACGUCUUCAACAAAAACAAUAAACAUAAAAUGCAGAAGUCGGAGUACUUGAAGAAUAUUCGCGGCGAGGGAAUAUUUGAUGAGAUUUUAGAAUGCUUCUAUGACAACAUUUCGUACACGCCCUUUAUUCAUGUUGAAGACGAUCUUGACAUCAACGGCGAACGAAUCGUACAGCAUAAGACGAAAAAGAAGUCCAUAUUGUCACGUGGCAAUGUGGAUCCAACGAAGCGGCCAUCGAAAGAGCCUGUUGAUCCUUACACUCUUAUUAUUGACAGCAAGCUAGAUACGCUGAGACCGAAUCUCAAGGACGUGAUGCAUCUGGAGGAACAUUACGGCUACCUCGGAACGGCACCAUCGCUCAAUCUGGAGGAUCUACAAAAGACUUUCUUCAGGACGGGCGUUCUACAGAUAGUUUCAGCACGAUCUCGCCCUGACGCCUUUAUGUCCGAGAAAACUGUUACAAAUCCUGAAGAGGCCCACCCCGGGAUUGUUGAUAUAAAGAUCACGAAAGUUGGCCUCCUUUGGCGAAAGGACACGAAGAAGAAAAAGACCAGAUCUCCCUGGCAGGAAUGGGGAGCUAUUCUAACUGGUGCUCAGCUUUACUUCUUCAGGAAUACCACUUGGAUCAAGAGUCUGAUGCACCAAUUGGAAACACAUAUCAAGCAAGGCCACGAUGGCAUACCAAUUAUCUUCAAGCCUCCCCUUGAACAAUUCAGCCCUGACGCUUUGAUGUCGACGGAUGAUGCAGUCGCUUUGCUCGACUCUACCUAUCAGAAGCAUAAGAACGCAUUCAUUUUCGUUCGGCACGGAGGGUUUGAGGAGACCUUCCUUGCGGACAAUGAACAAGAAAUGAACGAUUGGCUUGCGAAACUCAACUAUGCGGCAGCUUUCAGGACAGCUGGGGUCCGCAUGCGGGGCGUAGUUGGAGGAAAUUAUGAAGGCCAGCGAAGUCGUGGAAUAAGACGAUUGGAGAGCCAGACAGAUGGAAUGAAAUCGGUGCAAACCCCGACUGGCGAAGUAACCAUUGUCAGUGGAAGGAUCGAUACAAAGAUGCAGCAAGACAUUCUUUCGGCUCGCCGGGAAAUCAUGCAGCAGAAGAUUUCAGAAGCUGAGGAAAGGCUUACUAUAGCGGAAAAACAACUUGAUGCCCAGCUCAGGAAUGCUCGACACCUUCAAAUCCUCUCUCCAAUCCAGCCAAAAACCCGGGAGCAGGUGCUUCUCGCCGCUGGUCGAAUGGCUGCUAACUUGAAAUGGGGCAGAAUGGAAAUUUGGCGCUUAAGAUGUCACAGGGACAUCUUGGUGAAGGAUUUGGAUGAAGAGAGAAACCCUCCAGAGAAGGCCAUUCCUAAAGUGGAUAUUAUGAGUGAAACUGCAGCUUCUGAACGUAGCGCUCUUGAUCGUUUACGUUCGAUAUCAAGCACUGCUCACCGUGGCCAGCGACCGACCUCGCAAGCGACAAAUCGCCCAUCAACUUCGACGCUGCAAGCGCCCCAACAGGAAGCAGAUCAUGGAAUGGAUGAUAUUUUCCAGACCCCACCCGUUGUUCCGAGCUCCUCAAGUUUCCACCAACAGCAAGCUUCAUGGGAGCUUCCGCCGUUGAGCUUCGAUGCUCGUGCACGCAAAGCAUCUGUCUCUAGUGCUGUGCCUUCAAGUCCGAGCUUAGCCACAACUCCGUCAAAAGCCAGCUUAAAACCCACUACUGCCAUGUCAGAUACACCACGAGCUCCAAGUCCAAAUGUGGAUGCGGCAGAGCAAGCUGUGCUGGAGGAGGCAGGGCUUAAGGAGCCAGAAAGAACUCCAGACGGCAAGCGUCCAAUUGCUCCCGACGUUGAGGAGAGCAAGGAUCACACGAAGGACCCCGCAGCUGAAAAGGAGAAGCUAGAGAAAGGAAAGAUUCGUCGAAGUUUGCAUCGUACUCUUCGAGAAGCUCAUGUACCCACCCACACGCGAAGCAGGAAAGGGAAAGAUUCGUCAUCGAGCGCUGGAAUGUCCGACGAAACUGCUGCAGAUGACGUGCUAUCUCGCGGUACUGGCAGCUUUGUGGUUCAUGGCAAGAAGGCUUCUGUUAUCCAGUUCGGGUCAGAGCUUCAGAGUAUGUCACCUGAUGAGCGUUUACGACUACGAAGGCAACCCCACAAAGAUGAGCCAGGUGGUCUUUCACCUGCGACAAUUGAAGACGAUUUCCAAUCUGCUCUCGCUGAGCCUGCAGACUUCCGCGAACGACAAAAUUCGACAAGCUCUGCAACAACCAAAAGCUUCAGGGAACUUCAUAAGAGGCUACAUCCAACAGGUAUCCCGGCUAUUGUAACAUCAGAUGGUGAAGAUAGCGAGGCAGCCAUCAGUUUCUCGGAGGACGGGAGACGAACGCCUCUACCUCCAGUGGAAGAUGAGGAAGAGGACCAAGAUUACCUCAAUCGUCCGGGAAGCUCAAAUCAGCAAGCGAUGUUCUACACACCGGAGGCCUCGAAUUCGCCUUCUCGAUCAUACUUCUCCGAAAAACACUAUGCAGGUGACCACACAGACGAAUCAGUUGAGGGUGAACAGGAAAGACUACCUACCCCUCCAGCGCAGACCUCUAUCGCCGCUUGA